Molecule: messenger RNA, 1219 nt
Organism: Aspergillus heteromorphus CBS 117.55
Lineage: Eukaryota; Fungi; Ascomycota; Eurotiomycetes; Eurotiales; Aspergillaceae
Product: class I SAM-dependent methyltransferase
Exons: 2
Coding region: 105-1139 (344 amino acids)
Source: RefSeq, a predicted model, not a curated record
AUCCCCAUUCCUCCCCUGGUACUCUCCAGCAUUGGUCUCUCGACAUACAUCCCGUGUUAUAAAGUCGAACCGCCCCUCAUAUCCCUCCGACAUCGUCUGCAAUCAUGAGUGCACCUCGCGCCGCACGAGGCGCGCUGAAAAAGGCGACAAAGACGCCUGCUCGUGCCGCAGCUUCAGCUCCCAAACCCGCGUCUCGUUUCCCUAUCGCCGAUAGCACAGGACCCCCAAUCCUCCCCAAUCGCGCAAACCCCCACCUGAAAAACCCUCCUGUCCUCCCCACCGCCUCGGAAACCACCACCAUGUCACCGCGCGUCAUGACCAUCCUCGGGGUCAGCGCCCUCACCGUAAGCACCUACAUCGGCUACCUCUACGCCUCCUACAGCCGCGAAGUCAAGCAAUCCCAAUCGCUGAGCGUCCCACACGACGUCUCCGACCGCUACAACCACACAGCCGGCAGCUUCGACGCCGACAUCGAGAUGUCCGAGAAACUGAUGCGGAUGGGCUCCAAGCGCGCGGCGCUGAUCCACCGCGCACACGGCAACGUGCUCGAGGUCAGCUGCGGCACGGGGCGGAAUAUUCCCUACUACGAGCUUCGGGAGCGACGGGGGAUAAAUGCGCAGGGACGCAUGGUGCAGGGGUGUCGGUCCGUGACGUUCGUGGAUUUGAGUCCGGAGAUGGUGGAGAUCACGCGGGGGAAGUUCGAGAAGCAGUUUCCCGAUGAGAAGGUGCGGGUGGAGUUCCGGGUGCAGGAUGCCGCGGAGGUGCCGAGGCCCGGGUUCUCGGUCGAGGGGAGGAAGCAGGAGGGGUACUAUGACACGGUGGUGCAGACGAUGGGGUUGUGUUCGAUGCCGGAUCCCGUGAAGACGUUGAAGCAUCUUGGGACGGUGGUGGAGCCGUUAAAGGGCGAGAUCCUGCUGCUCGAGCACGGCAGGUCCCAUUAUGAUUGGGUCAAUCGCGUCUUGGAUAACCUGGCCCCCGCGCAUGCGGAUAGGCAUGGGUGUUGGUGGAAUCGGGAUAUUGGGCAGAUUGUGCGCGAGAGUGGGUUGGAGGUGGUCGAGGAGAAACGCUGGCACUUCGGGACCACGUGGAAAUAUGUCCUCAGGCCGGCGAGGACGGGAGUGGAACUGGAGAAGUCAUGAUAUCUCGUAGAUGUAGACGUGGAUGACUCGAUGUAUUUGUAUAUGUAUUAUAGCGGGGUUGUCUUAGAAGAUAGACCGAA